CAGCCACAUACUUAAAUGUGCAGGGAGCGCAGAGAGACAGCAAAGGGUAAGACCAGCUCUUGCUCAGCCUACGACUGGAGUCUGAGGUCAGGUUCCAAUCCCAGCUCCAUUCCAGCUUUGCUGAUCUAUCAGAAGACCUCUGAGCCCAGAGUGUUUUCAUCUUUGAGGGAUUUACGUGAAGCCCAAGACCCCAUAGGUCCUGGUCUCCCUGUGCUGGGCCUGAGGAAACAGGAGAUGAACGGCACCAGAAUGCUGGGAGUGUCCCUGGCAGAGAGCUCUGAUGGACAGUCGGGGACGAGCACCACCCUCAAGGACUGGAAGGAGAAGGAAGGAUGCCCUGGAAGCUCGUUGUUGACGGAUCUCAUCCCUCUGGGAACUGAGGAAUCUGCCAUGGAGGUGGUCUUGAAGAAGAUCCGGGAGCUCUCUGAUUCGGACCAACGGGACCCCUUCAUGGUGGCCGACUUGGGUGUGUUGGCCAGCCGCCAUCAGGCUUUCUGCCAGGCCCUGCCAAGGGUCUCGCCCUUCUAUGCAGUGAAGUGUAACAGCAGCCCCUGGGUGCUGCGUGUCCUGGCUGCCCUGGGCACCGGCUUCGACUGUGCCAGCCAGGUGGAGCUGGAGCAGGUGCUGGGCCUGGGCGUGGCCCCCUCACGCAUCAUCUAUGCCCACCCCUGCAAGCCCAUCUCCCACCUGCAGUAUGCUGCCCGCCAUGGGGUGCAGCUCCUGACCUUCGACAGUGAGGAGGAGCUGACCAAGGUGGCCCAGCACCACCCUGGGGCCAGGCUGGUCCUCCGACUGUGGACCGAGGACAGCAAGAGCUCAUUCCCUCUGAGUGCCAAGUUUGGGGCCAGCCUGGAGCUGUGCGGACACUUGCUCAAGUCUGCCCGAGACCUAGGCCUGGUUGUGGUGGGAGCCAGCUUCCACGUGGGCUCUUCCUGCCAGGAUCCACACAGCUUCACACAGGCCAUCGCCGACUGCCGGCGCAUGUUCGAGAUGGGCCAUGGGGUCGGGCAUGACAUGAGCCUCCUGGACAUUGGAGGGGGCUUCCCCGGAGUGGAGGGCUCUGAGCCGGAGUUUGAGGAGAUGGCGAGAGUGAUCAAUGCUGCCCUGGCCCAGGACUUCCCCGAGGGAGCCGGCAUUGAAGUCAUUGCGGAGCCCGGCCGCUUCUAUGUGGCAUCUGUCUGCGUGGCCGCGGUCAACAUCAUCGCCAAGAAGGCUGUGCUGCAGCCUGGAGGCCACCGGAAACUGUUGUACUAUCUCAACGACGGCCACUAUGGCAACUUUGGAAUGAUCCUCAGGGAGGGUUUUCCCAGGAUGCCAAUUGUGGUGAAGGAGCUCUGCUCAAAGCCGCCCCUCUUCCCCUGCAUCCUUUAUGGUCCCACGUGUGAUGCCUUUGACAAGCUCUUCAAUGAGGAAGUGCAGCUGCCUGAGCUGGACGUGGGUGACUGGCUCAUCUUCCCCUCCAUGGGCGCCUAUAGUGCAGUUCUGAGCUCCACCUUCAAUGGCUUCCUGCCUGCCUCCAUCUGCUACAUCGUGGGACCUAAGCUCAGGAGCCUGCUUCAGACAGCGCCUUAAGCUGGGACAUGGCAGAAUGGAAUGGUUCCAGACACUUGCUUCACCUGAUGUGACUUCUCCGAUCCUCAGCUCCUGCAAAUGAUCCUCGGCAUCCACUAUAGUCAUCCCCACCAAUCUCACUGCUGCCUCCACACUCAGCUAAGACCAGGGGUAUUCUCCAACAUCCUUGUGCUGAAGACAUCUCAGCUCCAGACAUCAGAGGAGAAAGGAUGGGCUGCAGAUGCCAUCGACGGAAGCCAGAGGGCUCUAGCAGCCUUCAGAUCCUGUGUUACUCAUUCGUCUACUCCCAGAUUCUGAAUUUUAAGCUAUAAACAACUACACUUAUCCCCCCCAGAGGUGUCUGGAAGAGCAAAUAUGAGUUGGCUUUAGGUAAAAAUAAAAUUACAUUUAUAUGCAAGAA
Pipistrellus kuhlii (Kuhl's pipistrelle) is the source of this 1972-nucleotide messenger RNA. Its product is annotated as antizyme inhibitor 2-like. The record is from RefSeq and is a predicted model, not a curated record. Gene Ontology annotation, molecular function: ornithine decarboxylase activity. NCBI's taxonomy places the organism in Eukaryota, Metazoa, Chordata, Mammalia, Chiroptera, Vespertilionidae. Gene Ontology annotation, cellular component: cytoplasm.